GAUUUGCAUCUGUGGUGUCAAUCCAAGGCUAGAUGGUGUGGAUUAGAUAAUUACGCCGCCUCUCGAUGCCUUGGUUUCCUCCCCAUGAAACAUGGAGGUUCAGAUGUUCAGUUCUUCUCUGGGCGCCAUGGGCUCCCUUCUUGGGAAGCUUCGUUCUUUGUUGGUCUCUCCCGGGGAUCAGCUGCCAGAGCCAUUGAAGCCACAGGACAAGCUCGAGCUCCUCAAACAAGAUCUAGAAGAAAUACAUACCUUGCUUAUGGAUCUUUCAAGGGUGGAAGCUCCCAAGACCAUGGCCAAACUCUGGAUGAACCAGGUGCGUGAACUGUCUUAUGACAUCGAGGAUUGCAUUGACAAGAUGAUGCACCCCCCUUCCAAUACUGGCGAGGAGAACCGAUUUGAUGUCGAAGAAUUUAAUACUCUAAUGAAGCAGGCAAGCGACGCCCGCAAACGAUACCACAGGUAUGAUCUUGGGCGUUGGGCAUCCAAUCCUACCUUUAGGGUCGUCAACAGGCAAGUUUGGGUUCCAACCAUGGACCUCGUUGGUAUUGGUGAUUCGAGGGCCAAUCUUAUCAAUUUGCUUAGCAACGAAGCAGAAAAGUUGAUGAAAGUAAUAUCUGUACUUGGACCUGUGGGUGUUGGUAAGACUACACUUGCCAAAGAAGUGUACCGUCAAAUGAGAGGACAAUUCAAGUGUCGAGCUUUUGUGCGAGCCUCAAAGACGCCUGAUACAAGGAGGCUUCUCCGGAGCAUCAUCUCGCAGAUCCAGCGCCAUCAACAACCUCCUCAUGGUCUCCCCGUGCAAGAGCUUAUUGAUUACAUAAGAAAACAUCUGCAACAGAAGAGGUAUUUUAUUAUAAUUGAUGGAUUAUGGGAAACAAUUUCUUGGGAUAUUGUUAAUGGUGCUUUUCCAGAGGGUAUUGAUUGUAGUAGAAUAUUAAUAACGACUGACUUUGAGGAGGUAGCUCUCGAGUGUUCUGAUUAUCAAUCUGAUUGUAUUUUUAAGAUGGAGCCACUAAGUAGAAAUAAUUCAAGAGAAUUGUUCCUCAAUAGAUUGUUCGGCUCCAAGCAUGAAUGCACUGAACAACUUAAGGAUGUUUCAGAAAAAAUUAUUGAAAAAUGUGGUGGUCUGCCACUAGCAACAAUUUGCAUAGCUAGUAUUCUAGUAAGCCAAUCGGACAACUCAGAGCUAUGGCUGCAUGUCAAUGAAUGCUUAUCUAGCUUUAUAAGAAAGAAUCUUACUUCAGAAGGCAUGCUCAGCGAAAUAGUAGGGAUGAGCUACAAUAGUCUUUCGGACCAUUUGAAGACAUGCCUACUAUAUCUUAGUAUGUACCCUGAGGGGUACACAUUCUUGAAGACCGAUUUGGUGAAGCAAUGGAUGGCCGAAGGUUUUAUCAGUGCAGUAGAAGGAAAAGAUACAGGCGAAGUUGCAGAGUUUUAUUUUGAUGAGCUUGUCUGCAGGGGACUCAUUCUGCCAAACUGUAUAGGUUUCUCAGAUGAGGAUAUCUUCUAUACAGUGCACUCCACAGUAUUUGAAGUUAUUAGGUGCAAGUCAAUGGAGGAGAAUUUUGCUACUGUUAUAGACUACUCUGAAGCCAUUACAAAGCUUUCUGCGAAGGUUCGUCGCCUGUCACUCACUUUCAGCAGUGCAAAGUAUGCAACGAAACCCGAUGGCAUCGCACUAUCAGAACUACGAUCUCUCACCUUCUAUGGGCUUGUCAACUGUCUGCCUUCAAUUAUGGAGUUUAAGCUACUUCGAGUUCUAAUCCUUGAAUUUUGGGGUGACAAAGAAGAGUUAGACAUCAUUGGAAUCAAUAAAUUGUUUCAGCUGAGGUACUUGCGGAUUAGAACAGAUAUGACAGUAAAACUACCAGCUAGUAUGCAGGAACUUCUAUGUUUGGAAACACUCGAAAUGUAUGCAAGAGUAACGACAUUCCCAUCAGAUGCUUUUGUUCUCCCGAGAUUGUUGCAUCUAUGUCUCCACGAUGUGAUAAAUGUGCCUGAAGGUAUUGGACACAUGAGAUCUCUUCGUACACUUCAAUGUUUUGACCUUAGCAGAAUCUCCAAUGGCAUUGUAUGGAGCCUUAAUGAGAUGACUAACCUGCGCGAUCUUCGGCUUACCUGCACUACAGCAUCGCGUGAGCAUCAUCUAAAGAGCAACUUGAUAGCUCUGAUAUCUUGCCUUGAGAAACUUGGCAACCUAAAAACUAUGAUUCUUGCUCCUUCUGCUUCUUGCACGAGCAUUAACUUGUGUUGCUCAGGCAUUGUAUCUUCUCUGCCCAUUUCUCUUGGGAGACUUGAGUUGUUACCACCCAUUUGUAUCUUUUCAAGACUGCCCUUAUGUAUGGGACAGCUCCAAAAGCUACGGAUUUUGAAAAUUGUUCUUGGGGAAUUGACGGGAAGUGAUAUUUACAGCAUCGGCAGACUACAGGAACUCACAAUUCUCUCUUUGUAUGUCAGACAACCAACUGGAGAACUCAUUGUCGUCAACCGUGCAGCAUUUCCAGUUCUAAAGUGUUUCAAAUUAAGAUGUGCUAUUAUGCGCCUUGCUUUUCAGGCAGAUGCAAUGCCUGGUCUUCAGAGUCUGAAGCUCGAAUUCAAUGCGCACAGUGGAGAGCAAAAUGGCAAUAUGCUUGCUGGCAUUGAACACUUGUUAAACCUCCAAGAGGUCACUGGCCGAAUUGGGGCAGCACCAGGUGCAGAGGAAUCGGAUAGAGUGGGUGCAGAGUCUGUGUUCAAGGAUGCCAUUAGCAAGCAUUCAAGACUUAUAAGCUUCAACCUACGAAUUGUCCAUUCCGUCGACCAAGAGAUUCCCCAAUUUGCUGAUACUCCAGAAAGCUGUUCUGGUUCAGACGAGACACUCAAUUGUUCGUCGAUAUCUGAUGGCAUCAAUGAGGUACACGAGGUAGAUACUGUUCAAGAAUUGUUGCCAUUCAACAAUGCAAGUUCAACGGAUAAUAUAGUAUUGUUACCGAAAUAUCAGAUGGCGCCUGUGGGCGAAAAGGCCGCGACAUCAACGACCCUCCCGCAACCGAUUCCUCCAGGCUACGGAUGUCAGGAGCAGCCAUCGGACGGCAACACGGCAGCCUUCAGCGUGCCGUUCCAGAUGACCUCGUCGGACGUGACGACGGCGAUAGCACCGCAUCAUGUUGUUGGGAGCAACACGCUAUCGGAGUGCCGGUCAUCGGACGACGGCUACAGCUGGCGCAAGUACGGGCAGAAGCUGGUGAAGGGGAUCCGUGAGCACCCGAGAAGCUACUACAGGUGCACCUUCCCUAACUGUCCCACCAAGAAGAGGGUGGAGAGGUCGGCGCUGGACGGCCAGAUCAUAGAGAUCGUGUACAAUGGCACGCACAACCAUGACAAGCCACAGAACACAAGCAGGGGAGGAUCUAGCAUGGCUGCGCAGCCGAUGCAGAGCGGCGGCAGCGAGGCGUUCGAGGGAAAGUUUGGCGGAAUGUCGGGCAGGAACGACGAGGUUGGGGUGAGCUCGUCGCGGGCCGGAAACUCCGAGUUUGACGAGCACGAGGAAGAUUUCAAGAGAUUGAGAAAAGACAAUGAGGGCGAGGGGAUCUCAAUGUCCGGCAGCCGGACGACGAUGGUGCACGAGCCGAGAGUCGCUUUGGUAACCAGGAGCGCCAUCGACAUCCUCGAUGAUGGCUUCCGCUGGAGGAAGUACGGGAAGAAGAUGGUUAAGGAGAACCCAUAUCCGAGGAGCUACUACAAGUGCCUGAUGGCGGGCUGCUCGGUGCGCAAGCACGUGGAGCGCUCGUCCCGCGACCCGAGCACCGUGAUCACCACGUACAAGGGCAAGCACAACCACGGCCCGCUAUAUCCACCGCCGGCUAUGGCAAAUCAGAGCAGCGGCGCUGGACAACAACAACAUGCCCAUGGAUUCGGGGGCCAGGGCUGGAAGGGCGUGAGCGGCAGCGCGUCGGGGCAGGGCACCGUGGGUGGCAGCUUCGUGGCAUCCACGCCCGACGGCGUCGAACUUGAGCUAACUCCACGCGCCUUGGCCAAGGAGGAGCCCAAAGAGGAUGCGCUUUCUCGGUGCUCACCGUCCAUUCUCGAACAUGAGGAAAAUCAAGGUCCCCCCCUUCCUAGCGUCCAUGAAACAUGGUCUUUCCAAAGAGAAAUCGAUGUCCAAGAUGAAGUCAAACCUGCUGUAUGAUCUGUAGACGGCACUAAUUUUCUUCAGAACUAAUUGAGAUCCUUCGUUAAAUUUCUCUCUUACUGGCAACAAUGUACACUGUAUCAUCGGAGUACUUUUGCCUCUGUUGAUCUCAUCUUAAAGUAGAAUUUAUGUACCUCAAAUGUUUUCA
This is a messenger RNA of Setaria italica (foxtail millet), 4319 nucleotides long. Its product is annotated as putative disease resistance RPP13-like protein 2. Gene Ontology annotation, molecular function: DNA-binding transcription factor activity; ADP binding; sequence-specific DNA binding. NCBI's taxonomy places the organism in Eukaryota, Viridiplantae, Streptophyta, Magnoliopsida, Poales, Poaceae. The coding region runs from base 92 to 4168 and encodes 1358 amino acids. The transcript is spliced from 8 exons. Gene Ontology annotation, biological process: regulation of DNA-templated transcription; defense response to other organism. The record is from RefSeq and is a predicted model, not a curated record.